This is a messenger RNA of Hyaena hyaena (striped hyena), 1068 nucleotides long. RefSeq names its product FUN14 domain containing 1 (gene FUNDC1). Gene Ontology annotation, cellular component: mitochondrial outer membrane. NCBI's taxonomy places the organism in Eukaryota, Metazoa, Chordata, Mammalia, Carnivora, Hyaenidae. The record is from RefSeq and is a predicted model, not a curated record. The transcript has 5 exons. Gene Ontology annotation, biological process: autophagy of mitochondrion. The coding region runs from base 158 to 625 and encodes 155 amino acids.
UGAGAGGAGGGGCGGGGACCCGACAGCGCGCCUGGAGGGGGAGCGGAGAAAAGAGACCAUAGACUUUCACCUGGGCCUAGAACGUCUCUUAAAGUAGCGUGGGGACAGGCAGGCGGGCGGGCGGGGACCACCUUCAGAGCUGGCCGCCGGCGGUAUCAUGGCGACCCGGAACCCCCCUCCCCAAGAGUACGAAAGCGAUGACGAGUCUUACGAAGUGUUGGAUCUAACUGAGUAUGCAAGAAGACACCAUUGGUGGAAUCGAGUGUUUGGCCACCGUUCCGGACCUAUGGUUGAAAAAUACUCAGUAGCCACCCAGAUUGUAAUGGGUGGAGUGACUGGCUGGUGUGCGGGAUUUUUGUUCCAGAAGGUUGGAAAGCUUGCAGCAACCGCAGUAGGUGGUGGCUUUCUUCUACUCCAGGUUGCCAGUCACAGUGGCUAUGUGCAGAUUGACUGGAAGAGAGUUGAAAAAGAUGUAAACAAAGCGAAAAGACAGAUUAAGAAACGAGCAAAUAAGGCAGCACCUGAAAUCAACAAUAUAAUUGAAGAAGCAACAGAAUUUAUCAAACAGAACAUUGUGAUAUCCAGUGGCUUCGUGGGAGGCUUUCUGCUCGGCCUGGCAUCUUAAGGAGAUGAAUGUUCGGUCACAGUGGAGUCACCUUUACGAAGAGAACGGUGGCAACAAGGUGGCUUGUCAACAUUACCCCCCAUCAGAUUCUCCAGGGCAGCAAGAAACAGCUAGGUGGGCCCCACCAGACUCAUGACUUAGUGCUUUGCCGUUGAAGUUUUGGCAAACUAGUAUCCGCUGUGAAAACAGCCUGUGUGGUUAUGUGUACAGUAGUAUUCCUGAGCAAAACAUGGCUUUCAUUUAUUUUUUUAAUAUUUGCCUUUGUUUUUAAAUUAGGCUAUAAAGUACCCCCCUCGGAUGUAGAUAUACAGAGAAAAAACUAACGUGCUGGAUCUAUCUCCCCGUGAAAUUUUAUCCUUAUUUUAUUGAAAUAAGAUGUUCUUCAUUUUGCUUUGUAGUACAGUGCCGGUAAUUAAAACUUUGUCUUACUGCCUCCACGUUAA